AUGUCUUCGCCUACACAUUCCAACGAUGCUCAAGACAUAAGUUUUACAUCACUUACCGAUGGAUCACCCGUAAAUUGCGUGACAACUAGAAGAACUCGUGUUGACACGGAAGGUGGUCUUAAUCCAUUGUUAAAGGAACUACGUGAGUUCAAGGAGUCAAUGGUUAACAAAAUGGACAAAUGGUUCGCCAGACAGGAAAAUAUGAUAUCCAAGGUUGUAAAGGAAUUCAACGAAGUUAAGCAAACAAUGAAUCAAAUGUCAAAUUAUUUUGACGAACUAAACAACAAGACCACGGCAUGUCUCAACCGUCUAGCUGAAACAGAAAAGAAGGUAAAAAGUCUAGAAGAACACACUAAAACCAUAACUCAAUUGGAAGCGAAAAUUGAAUCAAUGGAGCAACAUUCACGUCAGUGCAAUGUAGAAAUUCAGAACGUACCUGAGAGACGUAAUGAAAAUCUAAUAAAAAUAGUUGAACACAUCGGAACGUCUAUUAAGCAAAGCAUAAGUCCGAAUGAUAUAGUAUCUGUACACCGAGUGCCUCAUGCUGAUACAAAGAGCACACAUCCUAAAAGUAUUGUUGUAAAAUUAUGUUCCCGGAUUCUGCGUGACAAUAUACUGUCUGCUGCUCGAAUGAAGAAAGGUUUAUACACAGAUGACUUGCAUAUUAAUGGUGAAAAUCGCAGAGUUUACGUAAAUGAACAUCUUACAUUACGAAACAAACAACUUUUUAGAAGUGCUCGUGAAACUGCUAAAAGGUGUAAUUUUCGCUUUACCUGGAUUAAGCAUGGUAGGGAGGAGGGCGGCGGCGUGUUAGUGGCCGUGCGCCGCGAGCUGCGGCCCGUGCGCCGCGCGUUGCCGGGGCCCGUGCCUCCUAUUGUCGAUUCGAUUGCGUCUCUGUUGAGGUACCGAGCGCGUCCCGAGAUCAAGAGGAAGUCGUCUAAAUCUGCACCGGGACCCGAUGGUAUCCCAUAUAUAGUCUUUAAAAAAUGUGCAUCGGUUCGUAAACACCUCCUAAAUAUAUACGGUAAAAUCUGGUCAAGGAAGCAAAUCCCGGAGUGCUUCGGGAAAGCAAUUUUUGUCCUCAUUCCCAAAAAAGAUCGAGUUACUGAUCCGAAAGAUACUAGACCGAUAGCUUUAACAAAUACUAUAUCGAAAAUCUUUUUCUCGGUUCUACAAACGAGAAUGACGCGAUUCAUGCUCAGCAACAACUAUUUUAGGCCAAAUCACCAGAAAGGGUUUUUACCCGGGAUUUCUGGAUGCUUAGAACACAACACCUUGCUGUCGGAGAGUUUAAAAGAUGCUAGAAAAAGCGAGCGGCAAAUCACUGUUUGUUGGAUAGACUUGGAGAACGCGUUCGGGUCGAUACAACACGAAUUGAUGCUAUUCGCGCUUAGAUGGUACAACUUUCCACCCCUAGUUAGAGAUAUGAUCGCGUCGUAUUACUCAAAAUUAAGGUUUUCUAUAAUAACUAAAGAAGGCCCUUCAAAAAGUUUGAGUUAUAAUGUAGGACUGUUUCAAGCCUUCGCUGACGAUCUCGCAAUACUGACACGUAACCCCAAACACUGUCAGGUACUAUUGGAUGAAGUGGAUAAAUUCUGUGAGUGGACGGAUGGAUUGAGGACAAAACCCAGUAAAUGUCACUGUCUGUGUCUUGGUAGGCGGAAUACAAGAUACACCUCAUACGAUCCGGGACUAUCGUUAGGCGGUCAAUGCAUUUCUACGGUUACGGAAAAUGCACCAUUUAAAUUUCUCGGUCGUAAGAUAGAUAAUAUAGGCCGUACUCCAUCUUUAGAAGGAAUAGUAGAUAGCUUUUUGAACGAUCUUAACAAGUUAGAUGCAGGCGUCAUAAAGAUGUUGAAAUUGUGGCUUGGGCUCGCUCUAACGGCUGAUUCAUCGGCGUUAUUUAGGGGAAGCAAUAGUUUUGGGAUGAGUCUAAAAAGGCCAUCGGAGCUCUAUAAACACCUAAGAGUUUCCAAGAGAUAUAUCCUGGGGAAAUCCCAUGAUGACAUAGUGACAUCGCUCCCAAAAGAUGAAGAUGCCCCCGAAAUGAUAAAUAUAAGAUCCAUGCAAUGA
Messenger RNA from Danaus chrysippus (African queen), 2073 nucleotides. Lineage: Eukaryota; Metazoa; Arthropoda; Insecta; Lepidoptera; Nymphalidae. The record is from the annotation of a GenBank genome assembly.